ACUCAGGUCAAAGGUUACCAAACAAGAUGGCGAACUUUGCAGAGGUUGUGCGGGCAGUGCGCCAAGUGUUCAGGACAGGGCGCACCAAAACCUAUGAAUGGCGUUACGCACAGCUGUCGGCCAUGUUGAAGAUGAUGGAUGAAAACAAAGACAGGAUGACAGCAGCGCUGAAGAAGGACCUGAACAAGAACAAGAUAGAAUCUAUGAUCAUGGAGUUCAACCUGUGCCGUAAUGAGCUGAUCCUGUCCAUGAACAAUCUCAAAGACUGGAUGAAACCAGAGAAGGUGAAGAAGGAGCUAAUGAACAUCAUGGACAAGUGUUACAUCAAGCGAGAACCCUACGGCCUGGUGCUGGUUCUCGGAGCGUGGAACUACCCCGUCCAACUGACCCUCCUGCCCAUGAUAGCCGCCAUAGCUGCAGGAAAUUGUGUGAUUGUCAAACCUUCAGAAAUGUCCGAGCAGACGGCCAUCUUGCUGGAAGAGAUUGUGCCAAAGUACUUUGAUAAUGAGUGUGUGAAAGUCAUCAACGGUGGCAUCCCCGAGACAACAGGCCUGCUGCAGGAGAGGUUUGACUACAUCUUCUACACCGGCAACAACGUCGUUGCUAAGAUAGUGAUGGCUGCCGCUGCUAAGAACCUAACGCCCGUCACGCUGGAACUGGGAGGUAAAAGCCCUGUGUAUGUUGACCGGAACUGUGACCUGACAACAGUUGCUAGGAGACUUGUCUGGGGGAAGUUUCUCAACGCGGGACAGACAUGUAUAGCUCCUGACUACGUCAUGUGCCAAUCAGAUGUCCAGGACCCGCUUAUUGAGGAAAUAAGGAAAGUGUUGAUCGACUUCUUCACUGAUAAACCAGAGCAGUCCGAGAGCUUUGGUCGCAUUGUGAAUGGCCGACACUUCAAACGUGUGGAGAAGCUGUUGACGGGGGUGAAGGUAGCUGUGGGGGGUGUCACCAGGGAAGAGGAGAGAUAUAUCUCCCCUACUAUCGUCCGGGACUGUAAGCUAAGCGAUGCCGUCAUGCAGGAUGAGAUAUUUGGACCUAUCCUGCCGUUUUAUGUUGUGAGAGAUGACAAAGAAGCUGUCGACUUCAUCAACGACCGAGAGAAGCCACUUGCCAUGUACGUCUUCUCCAGAAACCAGCGCAUCAUUGACAACUUCGUCAACAACACCAGUAGUGGCGGCAUGUGCAUCAACGACUGCAUCAUGCAUGCAUCCAUGCCCUCGAUGCCGUUCGGAGGUGUAGGCCACAGUGGGAUGGGGGCAUACCACGGCAAGUUCUCCUACGAUACCUUCAGCCACAGGAGAUCCGUGAUGCAGAGAGAUCUUAAAAUGGAGUCUGUCAAUGCACUUCGGUAUCCCCCAUACACAGAGAAGAAGUUUGGCAUCAUCAAGUGGUUGACUAAGAAGUCUGUCAAGAGAACCGGAAUCAUGUCCUUCUUCCCCCUAGUCCUCUGUGGGGCUGUUCUGGCCUUCUUCCUCAAGGCGGUGGGAGUGCAAGCAAGAUGGCCCUCCCUGGGGGAACGAUAGAUACAACUCUCUGAAGAACAAGAGAUGGUCCCAACAACAGCUUUACAGAGGACCACUCCCCAUUCCGAUCAGUCACAAUUAUAGACAAAGAUAUUUGUAAAUAAAUGAGUCUGGACCAUACAAUCAAGUGAUUGACCCUCCCUGGGGGAACGAUAGAUGCAACUCCCUGAAGAACAAGAGAUGGUCCCAACAACAGCUUAGCAGAGGACCACUCCCCAUUCCAAUCAGUCACAAUUAUAGACAAAGAUAUUUGUUUUUGUUGCCAAGUUAUUUAUACCAUUGCAUUCAACACCAACUCAAGGAUUAAAGAACAACUAGGUUCCAGCAUAAUGGCAGCCCCAGCAACUUGAUUACUACGUCAUUACACAGCAUGACAGUUUCACACAAGGCACUGAUUAUAAUGUCGAGUUCUGGACUGAUUGUUUGUUGUUUAACACUGCACUCGGCAAUAUUCCAGUUAUAUCAUCUUGGACCGUAAAUAAUUGAGUCCGGACCAUACAAUCAAGUGAGUGACGUCAUGAGCAUCGAUCUACCGCAUUUUGGACACAAUGACAUUCAUCAACCAAGUCAGCAAACUUGACCAUUAGUCACCUCUUAUGACAAGUAUGGGUUGCUGGAGACCAAUUCUAACCUGGAUCUUCACUGGCUCUACUCCAAGGCUGAAAAAGAAACACCUUGUAUUGUCCCUCUUAACAUGUGAUAAUGUGCAGGUCUAAUAUGAGUAUAUAUAGUCUUCUGAAGACAGUCAUUGGGGAACAUACCAUUAGGACAAUGUUUGUGUGUGUUACACUGUAUUGUGAACUGAACCUUUUUGCAUAUUAGGCCAUGGAAGACGGUCCACCUUAUAUAGGAUAUAAUGACUUUGUUCAAUGGGACACUUAUCAGAGACAGCUUCCACAAGGUAAUGUUGGUGCAUUAUUACUCUCAUAUUUGAACAGGGGACAUAGGUCACCAAGUCGCUCAGAGUUGUGCCCCUUAGGCAUGGCAGAAACCUCUGAUCAUGAGUUUGAAUCCCAUUCACCCUGAUUAUGUUUCUAGGUUUGUUUGCUCGAGACUUUCAUGAAAGUGGUAACCCUCUGAGACCUGCAUCACUUUGGGCUUUUCUCUCACAUCAAACGGACAUACCAUGAUAUAAUGUAAAUACUGUGCAAAGUGGUGUUAAACCCAACUCCCUCACUCAUACAUGAA
Messenger RNA from Haliotis rufescens (red abalone), 2714 nucleotides. Its product is annotated as aldehyde dehydrogenase, dimeric NADP-preferring-like. Gene Ontology annotation, molecular function: aldehyde dehydrogenase (NAD+) activity. The record is from RefSeq and is a predicted model, not a curated record. The transcript has 13 exons. Gene Ontology annotation, cellular component: cytoplasm. NCBI's taxonomy places the organism in Eukaryota, Metazoa, Mollusca, Gastropoda, Lepetellida, Haliotidae. Bases 27 to 1526 code for a protein of 499 amino acids. Gene Ontology annotation, biological process: aldehyde metabolic process.